CAAAAUUUUCUCAUUUCUUGAAGAAACCGGUCUUUCAAUGCGUCAAGAAAAAUUACCGUGAGUUGAAUAUUUUGCAAAAAACAAUCAUAUUAUUGAUGAAAAAAAAGAAUAAUAACACCAUCAACAGACACGAUAAGAAGUCGAACAUUCCAAGCAUCUUUGUGAUUCUCUGACAAUGCCGUGUAUUUUAAGACGCGGUCGGUUUGGUCAAUUGUUUUGCGGUCUCUCAGGUCGUACACCUGUCCGUCGUGAAGUUGCAGACGGGAGUAGGAAGGGGUUAUGGUCAAUAAACGCAACCACGUCACACGCAGCCUAUCGGCGACCCCGCUUGGCCCCUUAAAGUGGCUCCGAACGAAAAUCUUACAUGUCGGCCGAUAUUGCUUUUGUGCGUUUGUCUGCGGUAUAUCUUAAGAAAAAUCGAAGUAAUUUUUUCAUGAACAAUAACGACGGAUGUAUUUUAUCGCGAAGAAGAUGCGAUUAUAAAAUGGAAUCAAUCCACGACGCGGUUUAGCUUUACAACGGAUUAAUCGUGCGUUUCAGUGAACUGACCGAAUUGCAUUCGCCAUUGUUGUGAUUGGUGAACGUUCCAGAGAAGACGGCGUUCUUAGAUUGACGCGCAUGCGCAUUACAUUCUACUUGACGACGCUCUUCUUUCGAAUUUUGGGAGACACGCACACAAAGCAACAAGGCACAGGUAAUUUUUAAAGUGAAGAAAUGAUAGAAAAGUACUUUAUAUAUGAAAUGAUAUGUGAGAAAAAUUAAUAAGUAUCAAGAAAGAAAACAAAGUUACGCUUAAUCUUUAACGCAUGCACAAAGUAUAUUUUCUAAGAAGUUUGAUAUAUAAAAUAUAUAAAAAUGACAGUCUACAUAGAUGAUUAUACCUAUACUGUGCGUAAUUGCAUGUUAUGCCUAAGGCUAAAAAAAAAUCUUACCUUAAAAAGGUAAGAGAAAUGCGAGAAUAUAGAAGACAAAAAUUAAAAUCAGAAACAUUAGAAGAGCGUACUAUUAGAUUAUUUUCUGCUGCUGAAAGAAUGAAGAACGCUAGAGCAAAAGAAACAGAAGAGCAGGCAGCAAUAAGAAGAAUGCAGGAAGCCCAGCGUAUGGCUAGACAUCGUGCUAAAAAGAAGCGUUGUUUAGAUGAAAAUUUAGCAAGAGAAAUUUCAAAAAUUGCUGAAUUGUCUAAAAUGCCAGAUGCAGCAACGAUAGCUCAAAUGUCAGAAAUGAAUAUGAAUAAAAUUUCCGCAGAAUUGAAACAAAUGAUGGAAAGAGGGAAAGUACCAGAACAUAUAGUUCAAAUGGCUCAACUUGCUGAGUUUAGUAAGAUGACUGAAUUAAACAAAAUGUCUCAAGAUAUGGCUAAAAGAUAUGAAAUGGAAAAAAUGGCAGAAUAUGCUAAAACAACAGAAUAUAUGAAAAUGCAAGAAAUUGCAAAAAUGUCUGAAAUUGCCAAAAUGAAUGAAAUGGUAAAACUCUCAGAAAUGGCUAAAUACAACGAUAUCACGAAAAUUAAUGAAAUUGCAAAGAUGAAUGAAAUGAUGAAAAUGUCCCAAAUGGCAAAAAUUAACGAAGUUCAAAGAAUGAACGAAAUAGCAAAACUUAAUGAGAUGGUAAAAAUGACAGAAAUGGCUAAAUAUAAUAAUGACAUAACAAAAUUAAAUGAAAUUGCACAGAUUAAUGAAAUGGCUAAAGAAAUUGCCAAAAUAAAUGAAAAAACGAAAAUGAAUGAAAUGAUUAAAAUGGCAAAUAUGCAGAAUGAUAUUACAAAAAUGCCUGAAUAUUCAAAAAUGGCAGAAAUGGCAAAAUUAACUGAAUUGGCUAAAUUAAAUGAAAUAACAAUAACAAAAUUAAAUGAUCCACCACCACCACCAAAGGUACCACCACCAGAAAUUCCUCGAAUCCCUGAACCUGUGAUUACUGUGCCAAAUCCAAGAAAUUUGCAAAAUGUUCAAACUGUUCAAGUAGCACAGGCUAGCCCAUCCAGUACAAUAAACUUUCCCACUGUGCCUGGUCAAGGUAAAUAUGCUCAGUUACUAGUUAUCAUUGAGGAGCUUGGAAGAGACAUUCGCCUUUCUUAUGCUGGAAGUCGCAGUGCAGCUGAACGAUUAAAAAUGGGUAUUCAACAUGCAAGAAUUCUUGUAAGGGAAUGUCUAUUGGAAACAGAACAUAAUGCACGGCAAUGAUCUGCCGAUAUACUUAGCAAUUAGAUUUUUAGUCGAUUAUUUUACAAAGUAAUACUAUGUACAUUGUAUGAAGUAUAGCAGUAUAUUUUAAAGGGAGUGUCUUAGCAUCCACAAGAAUGUGCAUAUGUAACAUUUAUUAUUUCAUAUUUUAUACGAUCUUACUAGUUUGUAUGUUUAAUAUAAAAAAGUGUGAGCAGCUAGUCCUUUUAGACAAUGGAAAAAAUGAGAAAGUAAUAGCUGUAAAACUUAAUAAUAGUUUCAAUAACUAAUAAAAUGACUUGAAAUAUGCACUUUUGUGGAUGCCUAAAGAAAAUUAAUCAAUCAAUAGCGCAUAAUAUUGAAUAUAAAUUAAAUCAGAGAAAAAUGAUUCAUUUUUCAUUUUAGUUUUUUAUUUUUAUUAAAAAAAAAAUGUAAAGAUGACCAUUUUCUAUGGAAACAUUAUGAAGGAAUUGUACCUUCUUAUUAAGUUUUUAAUUAACAAAUAGAAAAUAUAAUAUUAGGCAGAGAUGAAUUUGUACACUAAAAAGCCUUUAUUUAUAUUUUCUAUAAAAAAUUAAUUGCAUUUUUUGGUUAAAACUAUAGGUACCUAGUAAUUAUAUCUACAGUAUACUUGCAGAAAAAGAAAUUGAUCAAACAAAAUGUACCUAUGGAAAAUAUAAUCCUUAAAUAUUACUGACUACAAAGUAUGACUAAAUAAAAAAAAGAAACAGUUUUAUA
This is a messenger RNA of Apis florea (little honeybee), 2897 nucleotides long. RefSeq lists its product as uncharacterized. Lineage: Eukaryota; Metazoa; Arthropoda; Insecta; Hymenoptera; Apidae. Gene Ontology annotation, cellular component: nucleus; cytoplasm. The record is from RefSeq and is a predicted model, not a curated record.